Messenger RNA from Torulaspora delbrueckii, 981 nucleotides. RefSeq names its product DODA-type extradiol aromatic ring-opening family dioxygenase. Bases 1 to 981 code for a protein of 326 amino acids. NCBI's taxonomy places the organism in Eukaryota, Fungi, Ascomycota, Saccharomycetes, Saccharomycetales, Saccharomycetaceae. The record is from RefSeq and is a predicted model, not a curated record. The transcript has a single exon. Gene Ontology annotation, molecular function: zinc ion binding; oxidoreductase activity, acting on single donors with incorporation of molecular oxygen; ferrous iron binding.
AUGUAUUGGGGUGUGGCAAUUGUGGUUGCAAUAUUGGCCAUUUACAAAUAUUUAAAUUCGACGAUUGAUUAUACGAUGAGUACUGCGCCAGUUUACUUUCUAUCCCAUGGGGGUCCAACGUUUCUGUAUCGAAACGCCAAAUUCGGUGGUGAGCCUGGUGCGUUUGAUGCCACUGCUGCACUUGGGAAGUUUAUUCGAGAAACGAUUCAACCGAAAUUUGUGAUUAUGGUUUCUGCUCACUGGCAGUCAGACUCGAAAUCAUCUGUGCAAGUGGCUGUACCUUCUGGAAGUUCCUUGGAAAAUGAACUCAUUUAUGACUUUUAUGGGUUCCCCAAGCAACUGUACGCUGAAAAGUUUCGUACUAGGAACGAUUUGUCCUUAGCCACUCGUAUUACUAAGGAUUUAAAUUUAUACUUCUCAAAAGAUGGUAACUCACCGGUCCAUGCAUCGUUGGCUACCAGAGGUAUCGAUCAUGGAGUUUGGGUUCCUUUGAGGGUGGCUUUUCCUGCGAAAACAGCAGACGACUGGAAUCUCGACGUUCCUUUGGUGCAGGUUUCACUGACAGCUGAUGAGACUGACUUUGUUACACAUUACAAAUUGGGACAGGCACUGUCAAAGUACAGGGAUGAAGGUGGGCUAGUUCUCGUCUCGGGGAUGAGCGUCCACAAUUUGAGAGAUAAUAUAAUGAGUACCAAGCCGCUGAGCUAUACAACACAGUUCAACGAACUGUUGAGAGAUAUCUUGUUGCCUGAUGUCUCGGCUAGUAACAAACUAAACCAAUUCAAAGAUCUGCUAAAAAAUCCAGCCAAACGUAAACUCCUCUACUCGGCGCAUCCAACUUUAGAGCAUUUCGUGCCAAUGAUCGUGGGGUUGGGAGCCGGUGCUGGACAACAAACUGAUGGCAUGGUCAAAGUUAAGGAAAUUUACAACAAAGAUCAAGCCUCGUUGGGCUGGGGUAUUUAUCAGUACGACGAUAAUUGA